Chrysemys picta bellii (western painted turtle) is the source of this 3651-nucleotide messenger RNA. Its product is annotated as glucose-6-phosphatase catalytic subunit 1-like. The record is from RefSeq and is a predicted model, not a curated record. Gene Ontology annotation, biological process: glucose 6-phosphate metabolic process; gluconeogenesis. Gene Ontology annotation, cellular component: membrane. Gene Ontology annotation, molecular function: glucose-6-phosphatase activity. Lineage: Eukaryota; Metazoa; Chordata; Testudines; Emydidae.
GAAGCAGCAGGCUUCACAGAGCUGUCAGUGCAAACAACGGGAUCCAAAGAGACACAACCAGGAGCCAUAAUGGACCUGCUGCACAGUGCUGGGGUGCAGGUGGUGCAGUACCUGCAGGAGAACUACCAGGGCUUCCAGGACUGGUUCCUCUUCAUCUCCUUCGCUGCCGACCUUAAAACCACCUUCUUCAUCUUCUUCCCCAUCUGGUUCCACCUCUGCAAGGCGGUGGGCGUCAAGCUGAUCUGGGUGGCCGUGAUCGGGGACUGGCUCAACCUGGUCUUUAAGUGGAUCCUCUUUGGGCAGAGACCCUACUGGUGGGUCCAUGAGACCGGUUACUAUGGCAACGCCUCCACCCCUGUGAUCCAGCAGUUCCCCCUCACCUGUGAGACCGGCCCAGGAAGCCCCUCAGGCCACGCCAUGGGUUCUGCUGGAGUCUACUACGUCAUGGUAACGGCCCUGCUGCCCUGCGUCCAGGGCACCCAGCACAGAUCCUGUGCAGCCAGGUGCCUCCGCGGCCUCCUGUGGCUUGCGUUCUGGGCCGUGCAGGUCUGCGUCUGCUUGUCCCGAGUCUUCCUAGCUGCUCACUUCCCCCAUCAGGUGAUCGCAGGGGUCAUCUCAGGGAUGGUAGUAGCAGAAGCAUUUGACCACAUCCACUCCAUCUACAACGCCAGUCUCCGGCGGUACCUGGGCACCACCCUCUUCCUGUUCAGCUUCGCCCUGGGGUUCUACCUGUUGCUGAAGGCUCUCGGUGUUGACCUGCUGUGGACCAUGGAGAAAGCCAAGAGGUGGUGUGACCGGCCGGAGUGGGUCCACAUUGAAACCACCCCCUUCGCCGGCCUCCUCAGAAACCUGGGCAUCCUGUUUGGGCUGGGGCUGGCCCUCAACUCCCAGAUGUACCUGGAGAGCUGCAAAGGGAAGAUGGGCCAGCAGCUGCCCUUCCGCCUGAGCUGUAUCGCGGCCUCGCUCCUCGUCCUGCACCUCUUCGACUCCUUCGACCUCCCCACAGACAGAGAGCUACUGUUCUACGUCCUGUCCUUCUGCAAGAGUGCCGCUGCCCACCUGUGUGCGGUGGCACUCAUCCCCUACUGCAUUGCCCAGGUGCUCAGGAGGGGUGACAAGAAGAUCCUGUAGCUGACCUGCAAACUUGCGUCGUAGCUGCCAAGCCAGGCUGCUCUUCGGGGCAGGGGAAUGUGCUCUGCAGGGCUCCCCCUUCCCUUUCCCACUGCAGUAACAGGUCUCCACGGACCUCACAGCUCUGGGUUACGUGAUCGGCUCAGUGCCGUGAAGUGGAAGGGGAAGUUCACGGUCUUCUGUGUGGGAAAGGAAGUGAGUGACUAUCACACACCUCAGUGCUGCACAGGGUGAAAUGUAAUGGGGUCCUCGUUCGGCCACAGCCCCUGGCCCAGCCCAUGGUAACCUCUGCUCUAGGGAGUGUGAGUGGAUAACGGGGCGGUCAGGAACACUGUCCCAGCCGAGGGCAUAGCCACAGCUGAGGGGGAGAUGUCCCACACAGAAUUCGGCUCUCGGCCACCUUGUCAGCCUCUUACACUACAACGUACCAAACGCUCUCCAGAGCGGGGAACAGUUGGCACCUACCCAUCUUAUGGCUCAGUCCCCUCUGGGCUAAUGCGUUUGGCUAUGGCCACACUGAACAGCGGUGCUGUCAAUCAACUCGGCCCCAGCAGAGCAGGGAUGGCGUGUCCAUGGGCUCCCAGCGCGGGAAAGCUGGGCUGAGGUUGCAAGGAGUGCCGUAGGCGUGGGUGUGUCUGCGUGUUACCAGGCUGUUACAGCUGGGCGGCACCCAUGGGCCCCGGGCCGAGGGACAGGCGCUAGCUGUGAAAUGCCUUUGGCAAUAAAAUUAGUAAAUUCCACUCAGCCUUUCCCUCCCUCAGGCCAUCUUACUGAUGGGGCAACCUCUGCUCAUUGCCCCAGUGGGCCCUCCAGAGAUACAGGGACCCAGAGCUCUCCAAGAGAGUGUCACACAAAGGGCCAGACCGAUGGUCCAUCUAGCCCCGUGUCCUGUCUCUGACUGGGCCGGGGCCGGAUGCUGCGGGGGAAUGAACAGACCAGGGCAGUUAUCCAGUCCCUGUCUGGCUGAGGGGAGCAUUCUAGAACAGUGGUUCUCAACCAGGGGCACACACAUCCUGGGGGUACACAGAGCUCUUCCGGGGGAACAUCAACUCAUCUAGAGAUUUGCCUAAUUUUACAACAGGCUACAUAACAAGCACUAGCAAAGUCAGUACACACUAAAAUUUCCUACGACGACUUAUUUAUACUGCUCUAUAGACUAUACACUGACAUGUAAGUGCACUCUUCAUAUUCCACUUGAUUUAUUAUAUAAUUAUAUGGGAAACAUGAGGAAGUCAGCCAUUGUUCAGUACUCGUGUGCUGUGACACUUUUGUGUUUUGAUGUCUGAUUUUGUAAGCAAGUCGUUUUUAAGUGAGGUGGAACUUUGGGGUACACCAGACAAAUCAGACUCCUGGAAGGGGUACAGGGCUCUGGAAAGGUUGAGAACCACUGGUCUAGAAGGCAGGAAGUGAGGGGCAGCAGCAGGGCCAUGGCUGUGGGAGGAGCAGCCUCAGGCCCCUACUCUGCACUCGGGAGUUCUGUCGAGGUGAAUGCUGACACUGACACUGGCGUAGCUGCACAACACAGAGCCCUGCUGUAGGGGGUUGUCGCAGUGUGUGCCCCGGCCUGGCCCGGCUUUCCCCGUUCCAGGCAUCCUCCUAGUGACUGACACCAAGCAUGAACAAGGCCAAAGUUCAGCUUCUCCGCUUGCAGAGCUCAGGUUUCCAUUUCAGGCCCAGAGCAAUGGUGGUCUGUCUCCCGCUUCCUACCAUGGGCCCAAUACAGCGCACCUGGUGUCCUACCACUCGCUCUGUGCAGGGGCAGGGCCUUGAGCGGGGAGAGCGAGAAACCACUCCAUUCUGGCCACGCUCCCUGGCACGGGGAAGAUCUCUGCGCCCGUGGCUCAGAUCAGGAGUCAGGGCCGAUGCCUGGAAUUAGCUAUGUGUUCAGUGGCAGGGGAAGUUCCAGCAGCAAGAUAUGUAUGGGGUAGGGAGGUUGACUUAGGGCAUUUGGGUUUGAAAGCUGAAUGUCCAUUCCAGGAGCUGCUCGCCUGCAUGCAGUGUGGCCAGAUAGCCUGGGUAUUUGACCACGCUGACAGAUCCCAUAGAUCUUGGUUCUCAUUAGCUUUAUGCUCACACAAGGCUUCAGGCUUCCAUCACCACCCUCCCUCCCUCCAGCCCCAUCACCACAGACCAAGCAUAGGACAAAAACCCCAUACUGGGGGGGACAGGGACACAAAUCCGUGCAGGAAAUCGGAACUGGCGCAGGAUUCAGCCUCAUGCGUGAACAGCCUCAGAGUGGCUCCUGACCGGUUAUCAGUAACUUUCACUAAUCAGAGCGAGGUGCGUAGAGCGUGCACAGAACAGCAAGAACAGGAGGGAGCACCGCUCAUUUCCUGCCCACAAGCGAGGGAUGCUGGAGAGCCGUGAGCCCCCACCACUCCCCUGGGAGCAGUUGGGUAUCUCUCAGGCUUGGUCUACACUAAACCCCCAAAUCGAACUAAGGUACGCAACUUCAGCUACGUGAAUAACGUAGCUGAAGUCGACGUACCUUAGUUCGAACUUACCGCCGUCCAGACCCGG